ACACAUCACGACACCUUUUUCUUCUCUCAAUCUCUUUCAAGAAAGACAAAAUUCUCUCUCUUCCAAGAAACUAGAUCUACUUGAAAAAUCUCUGCUAAUGUUAAAAUCCAGGUGAAAGAAUUUUACCAAUCUACUUUCAACGGCCUUUAAUAUAGUUGAGUUUCAAGUAGCUUUCGGGUGGUUGAGCUCAUUUCAUGCCAUGCCAUCAUCCAACCAAAGGAGGCUGCAACAAAAGACAGGCUGAGGAGGCACGUACCCGAUUCGAUUUCCACCCCGACCAUCCUCCUCAGCCGUCGUGAGCGGCUCGCGGGUUAUUUGACUCGACCCGGAAACACUCUCUCUCGGAGACCCAAAUGGCUUUCUCAGAGAGGAAUGCUAUUCUUCCUCAUCUGCUGACGCUGUCGCUACUCGCAAUUUCAGUGGCCAAUCAAGCUAUUGGUAUUCGGAUACCGGAUCAGAUCUCCAAUCCCUCCACGGUCCCCUCGGAUCAGCCUCUGAAAAUCGCCGUCUUCGCUCUCGGUAGCUUCUGGAGAUCCGAAGCCAUCUUCGGCUGUGUUAAUGGGGUAGUUCGGACCACCGCGGGUUAUUCCGGCGGAUCCAAAUCCAACCCCGAAUACAGGAGCUUAGGUGAUCAUGCCGAGUCCGUACAGGUACAAUAUGAUCCUAGGGUAAUAAGUUUUAGGCAGCUUUUGGAGGUUUUUUGGUCUAGUCAUGAUUCAAGGCAAGUUUUUGGCCAAGGUCCUGAUGUGGGUAACCAAUACAGAUCUGUUAUCUUUACCAAUGGUACUGAGGAGGCCAGAUUAGCUGCUGUUAGCAAAGAAAAAGAGCAAUUAAGGUCAAGGAGCAGCAUUGUGACUACUCAAAUUCAACAGUUUGUAGCAUUUUAUCCUGCAGAACCUGAACAGCAGAAAUUUGAGCUUAAGCGUAGGCCUUUUCUUCUUCAGCUGAUGGGAAACUUGCCGGAAGAGGAGCUUGAGAGGUCGAGUUUGGCAGCAAAACUAAACGGUUAUGCAGCAGAGCUCUGUCCUCCGAAGAUUCAAAACCAAAUAGGUGCGAAGAUCAAUGAGAUAGUUAGGAAAGGGUGGCCAGUUUUGAUAGGUGUUUAGAGUAGAAUUUAUAGGCUUAAAUGCACCCCUUACAUGUUAAUGUUUAUAUCAAGUUGUUGAGGAUUGCAAGUUAUGGCUCAUAGAAGCGGACAGAUUUUGGGUACCGUUCAACAAGGACGUGAUUCUUUUGUCAUUGGAAUAAUCUUGAACAUAUCGUUGUCGUUUAGAAGGAAUUUAUAUAUUAUUUGUUAAUAGUACUGAUUAUAUUUGUUCA
Molecule: messenger RNA, 1320 nt
Organism: Hevea brasiliensis (rubber tree)
Lineage: Eukaryota; Viridiplantae; Streptophyta; Magnoliopsida; Malpighiales; Euphorbiaceae
Product: peptide methionine sulfoxide reductase A5
Exons: 4
Coding region: 354-1106 (250 amino acids)
Biological process (GO): cellular response to oxidative stress
Cellular component (GO): cytoplasm
Molecular function (GO): peptide-methionine (S)-S-oxide reductase activity
Source: RefSeq, a predicted model, not a curated record